UUUUUUGCUCUAUAUAUAACAUCAUCAUAUCGUGUGUGUGUCUUCUUUUUUCUUUUAUAAAACUGCUAUAUUAACACAUUUUGCUGCUUGUUGUUUUUUCAUUCAUUCAUUUUUUUUGCCAUUCUUCAUUAUCAUCGAAUCUUUUGUUUGUUCCAUUCAAUUCAGCUGCUGUUCCCUAACAACAACAACAACAACAAUAAGAUGCUCUGAAUGAAUCGUUCACAAACAUAUUCGUCGCUAUCAUCAGCCACAUCAUCUAGUGAAUAUCCAUUCGAUCGACCAACAGCAAACCGUCAACAACAACAAUAUGAUGACGAAAUUAAUUUCGAUGAUGAUGAUGAUGAUGAUGGCCAGAAAAAUCCAUCAACAACAACAUCAAGAAAAUCUUAUGGUUAUUGUGGUUGGAAUCAAGUAAACUACAGUGGUCGUGGUGGUACAAUAUUAAGUGAUCCAUUAUUUCAAAACGACACUAAUGUUGAAUUUCGUGGUCAAAAAAUUAAUCCUUGUAUUAUUAAAUUAAAGUUGACAAAAAAUAAAUUUGUCCACCAAAACCGACAUUGGUCAUCAUCAUCAUUAUCAUUAACAUCAUUAUUAUCAUCAUCAACAUCGAUUCAAACAGAAAUGGAUACAAAUCAAUCAUCAGAGAAUAAUCAUCGAUCAUCAUUAGAACAUGGUUCAGUAGGAUUGAUAAGCGGUUAUGAUGAAACUCAACGUCUUGUGGAUAACACACAUCAUCAACAUCACAAUUCAGAUAUAGAAUCUAGUCAUCAGAAGAAGAAAAAUCGAAAUUCCAAUGAAACAGCCAAUAUUAAUAGCUGUAAUUUUGCCCUAUAUAAAGGCAUUUUUUAUUCAUCAUUAUCAUCAGUUUUCUUUUCAUUAUCAGCUGUUAUUGUUAAAUAUCUUAAGGAUAUUCAUCCCGGUCAAUUGGCUGUAUCACGUUUUUUCGGCAUAUUCAUUCUGACCAUACCAUUGAUUGUUUAUCAUGAUUUGAAUCCAUUUGGUCCACCAGAAUUACGUCCAAUAUUAAUAAUGCGUGGUAUUGCCGGGGCUACAUCAUUGUUUCUACGUUUCAUUGCAUUUCAUUAUCUAUCAAUUGCUGAUGCAUCGGUUAUUAUUUUCUCUGUACCAAUAUUUGUCUCUAUAUUUGCUUGGUUCUAUCUAAAGGAACCAUGUGGCUUAUUUCAUACAUUGACCAUAAUAAUAGCAAUGAUUGGCCUAAUUAUGACGACAAAACUACCAAUAUUUUUCUCCUAUAGUGGUAAUCAUAUUAUGGAUGAUAAUUAUUACAAUUAUUAUCAUCCAUCAUGGUCAUCAACAUCAUCAAUGUUUAUGAAUAUGGCUGGCUAUCAUAAUGGUAAUAAUGUGAAUAACAUAUCAUCAUCAUCAUCAUCACCAAAAAUGACGAUGAUGAUGAUUAAUUCAAAUUCCACAAUGACAUCAUCAUCAUCAAUUGUUGUUGGAAAUCAUAAUGAUCGUCUAAAUCAUCUAUAUGGUGUAUUGGCCGCGCUUAGUUCAUUAAUAUUUUCAUCAUCUGUAUUCAUUUUUAUACGUAAAGCAAAAGGUGCACAUCAUGCUGUGAUUAUGUUUAAUUUUGGCUGGGUUGCCAUCAUUGAAACCACCAUAUUGACAACAUUAUUGAAUGGUUUUUCAAUGCCACGUACACCAUUCGAAUGGUAUCUAAUAGUAGUGUUGGCUGUGUUUUCAUUCUGUGGUCAAAUGUUAUUGACACGUUCAUUACAAUUAGAACAAGCUGGCCCAGUAUCCGUUGUACGUGCUACAACCGAUAUUACAUUAGCAUUUCUUUGGCAAUUGAUUAUAUUUAAAGAAACACCAGAUUUAUGGUCAAUUUUUGGUGCCUUAGUCGUAUCCAGCUGUAUUGUAUUGACAGCAAUGCGUAAAUGGGUUCUAUCAUUACCAGAACAUUCACGUAUUCGGGAUAAACUUUAUUUCCUGUUAUUAUGAAUGAUGAAAAAAAAAAAAGAUUCACUUUUCAUCUGAUUGAUUGAUUAAUGGCUGCCAAAAAAAACAACAAAAACAAAAAUGCAAAGAAUUUAUCAUGUGUAUAAUAAUGAGAAACACAUAUAAUGAUCAAAUUGUAAUGAAUCAAUAAAAAUGAAUUUAUAAAUAAAUAAAUUUUUUUUU
Dermatophagoides farinae (American house dust mite) is the source of this 2142-nucleotide messenger RNA. Lineage: Eukaryota; Metazoa; Arthropoda; Arachnida; Sarcoptiformes; Pyroglyphidae. The record is from RefSeq and is a predicted model, not a curated record.